Molecule: messenger RNA, 4725 nt
Organism: Punica granatum (pomegranate)
Lineage: Eukaryota; Viridiplantae; Streptophyta; Magnoliopsida; Myrtales; Lythraceae
Source: RefSeq, a predicted model, not a curated record
CUCUCUUGCCAACGACAUAAUCAGUUUUUCCAGGUAAGAGAGAGACACAUUCUCUCCUGCUUCUCCGACUGGCUUUUCUCUAACCUGUAAUAGAUUUUGUUGAGAAAUUCUUUUUACCUCUUUUAACAAAUACUUGACUCGGUGAUUUUAGAGGACAGAAGUAGAAAAUCAAUCUUCUUGAAACAGCAAAGGUUUGGCAAUUUGGUGAACAGUUGAAGUACAUUUUCCAAUUCCCUUUAUGGGAUUGCAUAGAUACAUUAUUAAUUACUUCUUCGUGGGCCAGUGCUUGUUAGACCAGAUGAUCGUGUAUUAAUUUCUCCCGUUAUUUCCUUGCAUAAUUGAUGCUGAUGUGAAUUUUCUGCUCACAAAUUCUUGUCCGAUGUUCGGGGUCCUACAAGGUGUACUGUUGCAAGUAACUAGUUAAGUUUGUUUCCUUAUCACUUGAUCAACUAUGCAGUGACUAGAUAGACCUUUUCAAGAAAUGAAACCUUUCGAACAUCUAAUGUCGUGAUUGUCAUACAUUGAGGGACUUAUAUUUUGAGCAGUUAAUGGUCCUGUGACCAGUUUAUCUUUUGCAGUAAAAUAAUGCAAGGAUUCCGUCUUCUCAUUUAGCUUAUCCAUACAAUUCCUUCGUUUAGGGAGCAUGAGACAUCAUGCCUAAGAAGGAAGACACAUUUUGGAAACACACAGAGCGUUUGAAUGGGCGAUUUAGAUGCAAAUACUGCGGAAAAGAUUUUGCUGGGGGUGUCCCUAGAGUUAAGUCCCAUUUAUCAGGAAUUAAAGGACGUGGCAUAGAUAUAUGCCCCAAUGUCCCAAAAGAAGUCCGAGCAGCUGCUGCUGAAGUAAUUAAAGUUGGUAUCAAUAAGAGACCAAAACCCGAAAACUUUUCGAGUAGUUCCGAUGGAAUUUCUUCAGAAGUAGUAUGUGAGAAAAAUGAUAGCUGUGAGCUGGAUAAUUUGCUCGUGAAGUUCUUUCUGUCGAAUAACAUUGAUUGCAGUGUUGUUCAGUCAUCUUCCUUCAUUGACUUCAUGAAUGCUGUGGUUGCAUUUGGUGCUCCUUAUAAGUUGCCGAGUUAUUCGACACUCAAGUCUCGGCUGAUUCCCGACUUGCUUGGCAAAAUCGAAGCAGAUGUGAUAAAAGUGAAGGAAUCAUGGAAGGAAACUGGUUGCACCAUCGUCUCUGAUGUUUGGUGCAACGAGAAAGAGAAUCAGUCCUUCGUUAACAUCAUGGCCUGCUCGAGGAAAGGAGUAGUGCUACUGAAUUCGUUCAAAGUCCCAAGGAACGAGUUAGAUGGUGUUUUCUUAAAGGAAAUCAUAUGCUUUUGUAUCCAAACUGUAGGGCCAAACCAUGUAGUGCAAUACAUUAAUGGCGCUCGAAGUGGAGGACCUACCGAGGAUCUGCUCGCUAGCGACUUUCCUCAAAUAUGCAUCACUCCUUGUGUUGCUGUUGAGAUCCAGUCAAGUUUUGAGGAAGUUUACAUGGAAAUUGGGUGGGUUAAGUUGGCAUUUGAUAAAGCUAGAUGUCUCAUAACCCUUAUUUAUGGGAAUAGCGAUCUUUUGUUGCUGAUGAGGAAGUACACCAACAACAGGGAGUUAAUACAGCCUCAAGCAAUAGAUUUUUCCUCAAACUACAGUAUGCUACUGUCGAUCAUUGUUGUCAAAGAUCAGUUACUUCAACUUGUGCAGUCUUUUGGCUGUAGUAUGUCAGACCUGGUAAAAGAAGUGGCUGAAAUAAUUAGUAGCCUAGAAUUUUGGAAUCAAGUGGAAGAGAUAGUACAGGCUCUAGAGUCAUUAUUCCUAGUUCUCUAUCUAGUUGAUAAAUAUGGUUCAUCUUCUGGGUACUUGUAUGUGGCAAUGGAAAUGGCAACUGAAGGAAUAGGAAGAAUUUAUGGUGGCAAUCCAGAUAAAUACGAGAGACUAUGGCAGAUUUUCAACUCGUUGAAGGAAAAGAUUGUCCAUCCAAUACAUGCUGCUGCAGCUUUUCUAAACCCAGCAUAUAUGUGCAGUGAGUUGUUUAAGGAUAAGGCCAGAAUAAUGGAAGUCAUGGAAUUUAUAGUGAGCCACUUGGUAGCUAGCGAAGAUAAAGACGCUUUCUUGGAAGAAAUUAUUAAGUAUCACGAGAGAAGCAGAGAACCAAACAUAUUCUCAGAUACCGCGAACAGAAUGCGGAAAGUAUGUCACCCAGGUGAUUGGUGGGCUUAUUGCGUUGGGCGUGAGUUCCCAAUGCUACAGAAGUACGCCAUCCGAAUAUUAAGUCAGCCCUGCAGUGGUUCCGCUUAUAAACAGAGUUUGAGUGCAUUUGAGACUGCUCAAAUGAAGAAUCUGAGCGCAUUUACAUUUAAAGCAUCAACCCAUUUCUUUUGGAUGAAUAUGAUCUUGACCACUGGAUUUAGGGCAAUGAAUGCAUCUGAUAAGCCAAAGGAUCUUACAGAGCUCAGCGAGUUGAAGUGGAGAUUUCCUACUGAUUUCUUAAACGAGCCGGAGGUCUCCUAUUUAGAUCCACAACCAACUCACAGUUCUCUAAUAGCUGGUAUCCAUCUCCCAAGCCAGAGAUGUUUGCAGCUGCAGUUUGUAACUAGGAUUCCAUCUCUCCUAGUUACUGGUCAAGAGGUCAAAAGUGAACAAGGAUCUCCUGUCCAUGUGUUCUUGGUAGAUCGAAUCUCCGGUAAUGUGGUGCAAGACAGUGCAUUAUCGACGUUAAAUUUGACAGUUUCAGCACUUGAAGGAGACUUCGAUGAAGAAAGUGGAAAUACUUGGCAAAGGGAGGAUUUUGAAAGAAAUGAAAUAACGGAUGUCCCACUCAUGACCGGUACUCUGCAAGUGACCCUAAAGGAUGGGAUGGGAACACUUGGAGAUUUAUGUUUUAAUUACAGCUCUGAAAUUGCAAAAAGUGGGAAGUUCAAGCUUGGAGUGAAAACUCUUACAGAUGAAUGUGGAGGGAUUUGUAUUUGCGAGGGCAUAUCCAAUGCAUUCGUCGUGAGGGACGGUAAUGACACGAGAGCGCCCGAUGCUACUGCCAGCCAGAUGCACCUGCCAGAAGAUUCGCAACUAAAGAGUAUUAUGGAUGAACUGACACAACCAAAACCUUGUUCAACAGACACGAAUGCUAAUAGCGAGAUGGAUCUCGGUAGAUGGUUUGAAUUUGGACCCCUUUGGAGUCCACUUGGUUGCAAGCAUAAGCAGAACCACAACGUCAAAUCAGGGCAGGGAGCAAUGAGAUGGCCUAAGCUUAAAGCCGUGAAAGUUUCACCAUGGGCGACUCUGAGGAGAGCUGUCAUGGAGAUGAGAGCUCAGAAAAUGCUUAGUAGGACCCAAGUGCAGAAGCAAUUGGAAGAAUGUAUAGAAGGUCAAGAUUGGGUUCAGGAAGAAUUCAGACGGUUACCACUAGCUAAGGAAAAGCAGGGCAAAGAUAAACGGAAGGAAAUCUCCGAGAAGUAUGUGAUAUCGAAGGCGCCGACUCAAGUGGCAAGUCAUCCUGAGGAGUAUUCCAAGGGCAAAUCUGGAUCUGGGUUGGAUGAGAAGGACAAGAAGCCGAUGUUGGUGGAGCCUGCUUCAGAAGAACUCGAAUUAGCAAAUUGUGAUGAUUCAACUUUGGAAGGCACCGCAGCAUUUCCAAAUCCGAAUACCUCAGAAUUAAGUCAACCUUUGACUCUCUUCCCGUCGCUAUUGGCUUGCAAAGAUAAGAAGUUUCUUGAAGAUGAGGAGGCUGUCGAGCCAUUGGGAUUGGAAGAACGUCCGUCAACAGUAGCAAGCUUCUCAUGUGCUGGAGGCUCUAUUCCUCCAAAACAGGAUAGCUCAUGUCUGAGUCAAUCAUUGAUGCUCUUUCCCUCGUUACUGAUCGGAGACGACACAGAGGUCGGUGAGGAUAAGUCACCAGAUCUUCUUGAGCAUUCUGCAAGACAAUCAACAAGUCCAACCAAAGCUAAUGAACGAGUUGGCAUGUCUAAGCUCAACAUAGGCAAGUCUACAUGCAUGUAAUCUUAUUCCGCCCUCUCUUCAAUUUAAUCUUCCAUAUGCUGAUACAUAAAGUUAGAGCUUUGCCCAUCCGUCUCACUUUCAUUUUCCAAAUAUGCCCCUCCUACAAUUCUUUUAUUGAAAAAAAAAAAGGUUUGUCCAAUGAGGUUUCUUCUGUAAAUUAAACCAACCGCCUCUCGAGUAAAUAUUGAGUGAGUAUUACUCAUUCAUUUGGAUGCGUAACACCCACCUAAUGGAAAGUAAGAAAUUGACCUUACAACAGGCUCAAAUUUUCACUGACAAGUAUUUUGAUUAGUUAUUCCUCAUUCCCAUUGAAUAUUUUCUUUCUCGCCUCGAGCGGUUUUCCUUUGUGCACUUCCUCCAAAAGCUGCACUUCUCAUCAAGUCGUCAUCCCUACAGUUACUUUCUGUCUUCUUCUAUUCGUCCCUACCCUUCGGCUUUCCCUUCUCUUGAAGAACACAGGUUAGGUACGAUGAUGAGGCAGUCAUUUUUUUUUGUAAUCUUUCUUCUCCCUGCAUUUAUGGCUUCUCCAUGAGUUUAAGGGGAAAUGGCCUGAAAAUAUUUAUGGCUCGCUCAAGCUUCUAUGACUAGUAUCGUGUCCUUGGCUAAUGCUCAAUCUGGACAAUCGGAAUAUGUUCCUUCACGCCCUCAACAGUUACUUCCUGCUCCAAUUCCAGUUAGAGGUGUGAGGUUCGAAAAUUUAAGCACUGAAUACAGUUCCAUGUAUCCUCAAGCUUAUUGUGCACAAUCU